Messenger RNA from Tarenaya hassleriana, 805 nucleotides. RefSeq names its product dof zinc finger protein DOF1.5-like. Gene Ontology annotation, molecular function: DNA-binding transcription factor activity; DNA binding. Gene Ontology annotation, biological process: regulation of DNA-templated transcription. The transcript has a single exon. Bases 60 to 626 code for a protein of 188 amino acids. The record is from RefSeq and is a predicted model, not a curated record. Lineage: Eukaryota; Viridiplantae; Streptophyta; Magnoliopsida; Brassicales; Cleomaceae.
UCUUUCUUCACUCCAAGAAAACUAAUACAUUAAUCUCUCUCCCUCUCUCUCCCAUUUUCAUGGCAACCCAGGAUUCGAAAGGAAUCAAGCUCUUUGGCAAGACCAUUACAUUCCAUGGAAACAUCAACACACAAGCGACAAAAACAGGACACACGACAGAAACAACAACGAAAACGGAGCAUAUAUUGGCACAGACAACAGCAAGGACAGAGGAACAGAAACGCAGCACCUCCGUGAAAUCCGAUCUUACGACGGCGGCGGUGGAGAAGCGACCGGACAAGAUCAUACCGUGUCCGAGAUGCAAGAGCGUGGAGACAAAGUUCUGUUACUUCAACAAUUACAACGUGAAUCAGCCUCGUCACUUCUGCAGAGGAUGCCAGAGAUACUGGACCGCCGGCGGUACCCUCCGCAACGUCCCUGUCGGAGCUGGUCGCCGGAAAACCAGACCCACCACCGGCCAAGUCGUGGCCGGGGUGUUUAGUGCAAGUGGGGACCACCAUGUUGGGUUACAUGACCUGUUGGCGAAGGAAUGGCAUGCCUCCGCCGCCGCCGCGGUGCAAGGCGGUUUCCGACAUGAUUUUCCGGUGAAGAGGCUCCGUUGUUAUUCCGACGGUCAAUCUUGUUAAUUUCUUUUCUUUUUUUCUCUGUUGUUGGAUUGGUUCCUUGAGACCCGGUGAAGAACAUGCUAGCUAUUGGGUACAUACAGGCUGGCAGAUAAUUAAUUAGUUAAUUAAUUAUUAAUUAGCACUUUUUAUUACUGUUUUACCAGAAAAAAAAUGAAUCAGACUUUUUUUUUUUUUUUGGA